Molecule: messenger RNA, 501 nt
Organism: Choloepus didactylus (southern two-toed sloth)
Lineage: Eukaryota; Metazoa; Chordata; Mammalia; Pilosa; Megalonychidae
Gene: CSTA
Product: cystatin A
Exons: 3
Coding region: 92-388 (98 amino acids)
Cellular component (GO): cytosol
Molecular function (GO): cysteine-type endopeptidase inhibitor activity
Source: RefSeq, a predicted model, not a curated record
UUGUGAACAGCCUCUUUAAAAACCAGAGUCUCCACGCCUCCUUGAUCACUUGGUUCCAGCAUCCUGCUGUGCACAGAGGCAAUUAGCCAAAAUGAUGCCUGGAGGCUUAACCGAAGCUAGACCUGCCACUCCAGAAAUCCAGAAGAUUGCUGAUGAGAUAAAGCCACAGCUUGAAGCACAAACGAAUGAGACUUACAAUGAAUUUGAAGCUGAAGAAUAUAAAAGCCAAGUGGUUGCUGGGACAAAUUUUUACAUCAAGAUACGAACUUCCAAUAAUCAGUAUGUUCACGUGAAAGUAUUCAAAAGUCUUCCUGUGUACAAUGAGCCUUUGAAACUUGUCGGUUACCAGACUGGCAAAACCAAGAAUGACGAGCUGUCGGCUUUUUAGCAGCAUAAUCCAAAAGUAGUCUGAUUCCUUCCACUGGCUAUGGAUUAAUGAUCCCUGUUAAUAAAUAGAACCAGCAAAAAACAAGCAUUGCUUUUCAAAUAAAUUUAUUUCUC